This is a messenger RNA of Peronospora matthiolae, 612 nucleotides long. Lineage: Eukaryota; Oomycota; Peronosporomycetes; Peronosporales; Peronosporaceae. The record is from the annotation of a GenBank genome assembly.
AUGGUGAACAAGUCCAUGCGAUGCGCGAGCAAGGCCGCCGAGAGCGCUUCCGCACGUCUCUGUGCGGACGCCGAAGCAGAAACCACAGCAACUUAUGUCUCAUCGGUCGCUGAAGCGACUCAGCCUGUGUCACCUGGUGAUGCAGGCGCUCGUCAUGAAGACACUCAUGUCUUCACAGAGUAUGAGCUCGGUGUCUCGUACUCUCCUGAUACGGAAGACGGAUCCGUAUCGACGGCGAUUGAAUCCAAGCCGCCUGCCAAGCGUGGCAUGUACGAUGCUUUGCGUCGCAGCAUCUUUGGUUCAUCUGAUGAAUCAGAUGAACCAUCGCCAAAGCGAAGGCGCUCGAGGUCGCGAGACUCGGGCGCUAACAGUGGUGUCGGUUCUCCUAUGGACACCACUUCGCAACGAGGUGCCAGUACUUCUGUUGGCACAUCGCAGGAAGAGCUGGAUCGCAAUCUCUUGCGUCUCGCUCCUGAGAAGAAGGCAUGGAUGCCUCCCAAAUCUAUCAUGGAUCACUUGUCGGCGACGACGAGUGAUCGUUAUCGAACACGGUUGUUCGAUUCGUCAAGGAUCCAUCACCUUGACUCCAGUGCGAAAAAAAUAUCGCGCUGA